Molecule: messenger RNA, 729 nt
Organism: Monoraphidium neglectum
Lineage: Eukaryota; Viridiplantae; Chlorophyta; Chlorophyceae; Sphaeropleales; Selenastraceae
Exons: 5
Coding region: 1-729 (242 amino acids)
Source: RefSeq, a predicted model, not a curated record
AUGACAUCCUUUGUCCAGCAGGAGUUUGUGCCGCUGAAGGGGUCGCAGGCGGCCGGCCCCAAGUACGAGCCCUCAGUGGUGUUCGCCACCUGGGAGGGAAGCUACGUCUCGUCAGGCGUCAACCCCGUCAAGCAGUUUGAGCCCGUCGUGCUGACGGCAGUGGUGGAUGGCGUCCUCGCCUGCAAGAAGGAGCCCUUCGCCUACACAAAGCUCUUCACCUUCAAACAGCUGGGCCUGUCAAAGCCGCUGGUGCCAACCGCCAACGGCCAAGGGCUCCAGGCUAUGUGCAGUGUCACAGCAAUGUCGCAGACACCAAACCCCGCGGGCGCGCGCCUGGCCCAGCCCUGGGCUUACAUUUGGGCCGACCCCAAAUCCGCCACCGCCGACAACAGCGGCCUCUUCCUCGGCUGCCAGGACUACGCCGGCGGCCUCAAGUUCGACGGCGUGGCCACUGUCAGCUGCAGCUUUGUCGCGCAGCUUGGGUCCCCGUCAGCGUCCUCGCUCUCCGGCCGCGCCAAGCUAGCAUCGGGCUUGCCUGGCGCUGCAUUCCCCGGUGCCGAUGCAGGCUCUUACCUUGGGGUGUCGCCGCCCGUGCCACACGACGGCGAAGGCGCCGGCGCGUUGGCGGCGGGCGCGGAUGGCGGGGCGGCGGCGGUUGGGCAGGUGGUGGGGGACGAGCGGCCAGACUUCCGGUCGGUGGUGUCGGCGGCAGUCGAGGCUAUUGGCUGA